AGAUGAAUAGAAGCACUUUUUCCCCCCCAAAGAAUCCUGCAAACUCAGCCACACCGGAGGGAAGGGGAUCAGCCUCACCAUCCAGCACCAGUUCAACUCACUCCAAAAAUCCAGGCUCUGGUAGGGGAGGAGCAGCGCCGCCCCCGAGGUAUUUAACCCAAGCCUGGAGCUUGAGGGGCCCUUGGACUCUCCAGCUCCACAGUGCUAGCGCCUCCCCCUCUUCAACCCCCCUCCUCCAGCACACCCCACCCUCCACCCCGCGCUAGCCCCGCUCACUAGCCGGUGCAGGCAGCCUGGCACCGGCUAGUGAGCCCGGCUCUUGCGUCUGCUGAGCCGCCCCCGACCACUGCCACCGCGCACUGCCCAGCCCGCGCCACCCGGUUGCCAGCAGAGUGUACCCCGCAGCAGCCCGAGCCGGGACGCCAGUCCGAGCGCCCUACAGACGGCCAGGGGUCCGUGUUCACGCAGCCAGCGGCAUGGAUUCGGAUUCCGGGGAGCAGAGCGAGGGCGAGGCCGUGACUGCCGCAGGUCCCGAUGUUUUCAGUUCCAAGAGUCUUGCCCUUCAAGCCCAGAAGAAGAUUCUCAGCAAAAUAGCCAGCAAAACUGUGGCCAACAUGUUAAUUGAUGAUACCAGCAGCGAGAUCUUUGAUGAGCUCUACAAAGUCACCAAAGAAUACACCCACAACAAGAAAGAAGCACACAAGAUCAUGAAAGACUUAAUCAAGGUGGCGAUCAAAAUCGGGAUCCUCUACCGGAACAACCAGUUCAACCAGGAGGAAGUUGUGGUUGUGGAGAAGUUCCGGAAAAAGCUGAACCAGACAGCCAUGACCAUGGUCAGCUUCUACGAGGUGGAAUACACCUUUGAUAGGAAUGUGCUUUCCAAGCUCCUGCAUGAGUGCAAGGAGUUGGUGCACGAACUGGUGCAGCGGCACCUGACACCCCGGACCCAUGGGCGCAUCAACCAUGUCUUCAACCACUUUGCAGACGUGGAGUUCCUCUCCACUCUCUAUAGUCUAGAUGGAGACUGUAGGCCCAACCUCAAGCGAAUUUGUGAAGGGAUUAAUAAAUUGCUAGAUGAGAAAGUCCUUUGAGUGGUCUCCCUCCUCCCAGACUUUGCUGAUUGAAAGUUGCACUGCCCAUUGUCAUCUAAGUGAGAAUCAAGAAACAAGAAACCUUUGUCAAAGUUGCCCACAUUCUGUCCUGAUCCAUCUCCUGAUGCUGAUGCUGGACUGAACUCGGGUGUAUUGCCUGAGUUCUCUGACGCCUGUCCUACCAUCACCUGUGUUUGCAAGCCCAAAGGACUGCAUUAUUUCCAACCAGAAAGGCUGCUUUGUUCAUCAGGUGAGCUCAGUUCAUCUCAUGGCAGGGGAAGGAAGCCUGGACCAGGAGCCUGAGGAUGGGAAUUUGCUUCCCACUCCAUUUUCCACAACUCCAUGCUCUUUAUCCCAGAACCACAGGUCUGUCUGCCUACCUCACAGGGCUGUUGUAAGGACAGAAGGAGAUGAUGUGUGUCCCUGCUUUGGAAAAUGAUGCUGCAAGGUUACUUAGUAUUUCCCCUUCUGAGUGUGAGAGGGAUUUACACGGAUCUGAACUAUGAAGCAGCAUAGAAGAAAAAGGACAGUAGAAUCUACCAGGCUGAGGUGGUAACCUCUCUCUCAACGUAUUGUUUCAAGAAAUACAACAUAAUCCAAAAGUGUGGGGGGAAAAAGUCUAAUUGCAAACUAGAAGAGUUGUGUUUUUUAGGUCUUAGAGCAGGUUUAUGAUCCUGUGGAGGGAGGCUUCCAUGGCCACUAGGGGUUGCCCACCCAUCACACAGAAACAAGGAAGCACUGUGCCCCUCCUCCCAUAAGGGGCACCAUCCUCACUGGCUUGCACAGGGCUUGCACAGGGCAGUCAGGCGGAAAGAACCUUCAUCCGUAUUUCUUAGCCUUUCACAGUCAUUUUGUGCUGUUUUCUCUGGUUCAUUAAUAAACUGAAACUAUACCA
Molecule: messenger RNA, 1986 nt
Organism: Ochotona princeps (American pika)
Lineage: Eukaryota; Metazoa; Chordata; Mammalia; Lagomorpha; Ochotonidae
Gene: TNFAIP8L3
Product: TNF alpha induced protein 8 like 3
Exons: 2
Coding region: 477-1091 (204 amino acids)
Biological process (GO): regulation of apoptotic process
Cellular component (GO): cytoplasm
Source: RefSeq, a predicted model, not a curated record